This is a messenger RNA of Lathyrus sativus (Indian pea), 636 nucleotides long. NCBI's taxonomy places the organism in Eukaryota, Viridiplantae, Streptophyta, Magnoliopsida, Fabales, Fabaceae. The record is from the annotation of a GenBank genome assembly.
AUGGCUCCAGAAGCAACAACACGGGGAAGAAGGAAUCGAGUUUCACCUUCCACACCAGAGAUCAUCGACCUCGACUCUUUCCGCUCAUACGGCAAGCGAACCAUAGACGAAGACAUUAAGAUCCUUAAAUUCACUCCUGAGAACAUUCCUCUAAGAAAACGUAAGAGAAAUUUCGAAAGAGGAGAGUCUUCAAAUUCAAGUAACAUUCCAUUUGUUUGCGAAAUUUGCACGGAAACUAAAAUAAUGAAGGAAGCUUUCUAUAUCAGCGGCUGCUCUCACGCAUAUUGCUCUGAUUGCGUUGCAAAUUACAUUGGUUCCAAGCUUGAAGAUAACGUCAUCAACAUCUCAUGUCCAGUUCCCGAAUGCAAAGGUUCUUUGGAAGCACAGUUUUGUCGGAAUAUUCUUCCGGCCGAGGUUUUUGAAAAGUGGAGUAAAGCAUUGUGUGAGGCUCUGAACAAUGUUUCGCAAAAAUUCUAUUGUUCGUUUCUAGAUUGUUCUGCUAUUUUGAUCAAUGAUGAAACCAAGGCUUUUAGAAAUUCUGAAUGCCCUAACUGUAAUAGGAUGUUCAAUGCACAAUGUAAGAUUCCUUGGCAUGAUGGGAUCAAAUGCAGCAAGUUCCAGGGAGAAAAAAGAUAG